Messenger RNA from Aphis gossypii (cotton aphid), 6595 nucleotides. RefSeq lists its product as uncharacterized. The coding region runs from base 307 to 3906 and encodes 1199 amino acids. Lineage: Eukaryota; Metazoa; Arthropoda; Insecta; Hemiptera; Aphididae. The transcript is spliced from 15 exons. The record is from RefSeq and is a predicted model, not a curated record.
CGUCGUGGUGUCGUCGUCAGUUCCCUCCAAUCGUCGGUCCGCCGAGUCGUCCUGCACGGGGUGCUCGCUGCCGCUUCGGGCCUGCAGCGCACGCCGUUUCGUCUCCGCACGAUAUCGUAUAUUGUUAUGACCGUCACUCAUUGGUAUAUAUGUAUAUAAUAUUAUAAUAUCGUCAUCAUCAUCAUCAUCAUCAUCGUAAUGUUUCGCACAAUUUUUUAACAUUUUCCCGCGGAACGUGGCAAUGACGACGACCAGCUCGGUGGAUGACGGUGUCGAGAGAUCGCGCGAGUUGAACGUCAAUGAUGGAUGGCACGGCAGUCUCUGUUAAAAUUCACGCAUCGACGAGUACACGACGCCGAAAUAAAACGAUAUAUCGCCAUCAUCACAUACGCGGAUACGUUUAGUUCUAUAUUAUUCAUUAUUAUGACGACGCAUGCGGCGAUUGGUUUCUGCUGCACCGUAAUACUGAUCGCGUCCUUCGCACUUGACACCGGCGGCGUCCGGAGUCUGCGUUUGGCGUCCGUCGAUAGAGAGGGACUGCCACAGAUGCCUUCAUCGUUUUCGUUGGCGGUGCGGGAUCGCCAAAUUCGUUCAGGUGACAAUCCGGUGGAACAGAGUUAUGAUUCCGUGAGUGGCGACGACGGUGAUGACAACAGCGACGAUGACGACUUAGCUUAUACCGAAGACAACAACAGUAAAGAGGAACGCGAAGAUCAGCUGGACCAGGACGAUCCAGUAAGCACAGUAACAGUGACUGCCGUUCGUGGUUCAGUGGCUUUGCUACCGUGUGACAUAGGUGGUGGUAAUAACGACGGCUUGCCGAAACAACCGAUAAGAGUCACGUCGAGCGGUGGUGGUGAAGGGAAGACCAAGGACUUAACCAACACUAUCGAAGACCGAGCGUACAUGGUGUUAUGGUUCAAACACCAUUCGACGACAAUCCGUCACCGGAAUAGUAAAUCGAAAAAUAAAAAGAUAUGGUCAGGAGGAAAACCUUUGUACAGUUUCGAUGUGCGUGGAAGACCGUUAGCUCACGCGCUGAAAUGGUCUUCGGACGAACAGAGCGGAGGAUUUGGGCCCAGGGCGUCGUUUGUGGUGUUUAGUGGCAAUAGUGGCAUUGGACGGGGAAAAUGGUCGAAACAGCAUACUUUGCUGUUGGAAGAUUACAACAGCGGCCUAUACGACAACAGUAGCAGAGCAGCGCUCAAAGUCACCAAUGUAACUGAACAGGACGCCGGGGCUUACAGGUGCCGAGUAGAUUUUCGCGAUUCACCUACGCGGAACUAUCGAAUAAUCCUGCGAGUCAUAGUACCACCCGAUAAAAUGACAAUCGCUUACAACGGAGUAAGAACAGAAAUCGACGAUGGAUUGCAUCACACCAUCGGUCCAGUACCGGAAGGUGGCCGAUUGGUAUUGGAAUGUCGAGUUCAAGGAGGGAAACCAAAGCCACGGGUGCAGUGGUACUCGGCUGAUGGCAAAGUUACCUCAUCGCUCGGUACGGGAACAAUAAUGGAUCUGACGGAAGAAGUAUCUUACGGAAACAAAAACGACAACGAAGAAAUAACUACCAAAAGUCUCGUGAUUCAUCAAUUGAAUCGAAGUCAUGCUAAUAGUACAUACACGUGCCUGGCUGGAAAUGACGACAACACCAUGCAAUCUAAUCUCCGAAUGACAGUGCUGAUAAACAUGUACUUAAAUGUGAAAAGUGUACGCAUUGUUGGCAUACAUCCAAUAGACGAAUCAGAGAACAUGGUUAAUUAUAACGAAGACAGUAAUAAUGAUGGAGUUGUACAAGCAACAAAUCUUAUAUCCGGUAAGUGGUAUACGGGCGAAUGCUGGGCCGAGGGUGCGAGUCCUAAGGCUAUGAUAGAAUGGUCUAUUGACGGAAACGGUACAUUAGCUGACGAAAUACCCUCUUCUCCGACAACGACUCGGAUCACAGUAAUAGAACAAACUGAACAUAGCAGUAGGAUACGAUUUAGGCCUACACCAAGUGACGAUGGUCGAUAUUUACGAUGCCGAGCUUGGAACCCCGAUGUUAAUACCACAAAAGAUAAUAUUAAAAACAAAGCUUUAUUACUUAACGUCCAAUAUCCACCUAUAGUUAAAUUAAGUUUGGGGCACACAUUCGAUCCAAGUAGAAUCAAAACAGGAGACGAUGUGUACUUUGAAUGUAAGGUGUUGGAUGGCAGCGGGAGCAGAGGAAAACAACGUAAUCGCAUUGAAUGGUAUCACAACGGUCACCCAAUCUUGCAAAAUGGCAGUAGCAACGGAAGCGUCAGUAUCGACUCGGAAAUCAAAGUCGUUCUUUUGAGCGCUGGCACUUUGGUCAUAAGGAACGUGGGACGCCGCCAUUCCGGUCGGUACACGUGUCAAUGUAAUAACGAUCUGGGAAUGGGACGGUCACGACCGGUCACCCUCCGCGUCCAAUACGCUCCUGUUUGCGCGGACGACGGAAAUCAACUGCAAUUGGUGGGCGUGGAAGCCAACGAAAAUAACGUGCGCAUCGUGUGCCAGGUAAGAGCCGACCCGGCCGACGACCGUGUACAAUUCGAGUGGCUCGUGUGGCCGGGCGCAGCAUCCGCGGCCACUGGUGAGCUGCACCAACAACAGUCGCCGAGCGUGGUGGCCACCGGCAGCUAUGUCACUACUGCCCUGCCCAACCAACGAAACGACACGGCCGUCGGUGAACUCGUACUUCCGGCUAUGACCGUCGGCGUCCCGGAUGUGGUCCAGUACGUGGAUAGAGCGCCGCACGUCAAGAAACCCAUCGUCCUGGACACGGUCAGCUGUCGGGCCACAAACGCGGUUGGCCGUCAGCAACACCCUUGUUUGUAUCACAUAAUACCGGCAUCACCUCCAGGUCCAUUGACUGGCUGCGCGAUACGAUUACCUAAAGAUCAAGAACGCCACGCCAGUACCGGUAGUAGGCGUCACAAUCGCCAUCAUCAACGACGCUCGUUACCCAUCCAAGACCAAGGGGAAGACAAAGACUUGGCUACAAUUAGCUGUACUUUAGACAAUGACGGUGGAGUUAGACCGUUGACUUACUCAUUAGAGAUUUACGAGAGCAACGAUUUGACCACGACGUCUUACGGAUCGUCCUACGCGACGGCAGACGAGAGCGACGACGACGUUCGACGUAACAAGUACCGCGGCGAAUGGCUCGCGGACAACGUGACGGGCACCGCGGCCAGGUCGGUGUCGGGUGGCGGUUCGAUCGAGUACCGCGUAAACCGCAGGAACCUGAAACUGAGAAACGGGCCGGACGAUAAUCGAAAACAUUUAACCCUGUCGGCGUACGCAGCCAACCGCAUGGGUCGAGGCCCGAACACGUAUUUCGGUAGCGAUAACGUGAUGCUGUUGAAGCACCCGUGGUGGUGGCGCGGCGAGUCAGCUUACGAGAGCAGUACGAGGGCCGACGGUCCGGCCGGCACUUCGUCUACCGAAUGGUGGAUAAUGUUGAGCGGUGGCGGCGACAACGACGAUCGGCAGAGCAACGCGUCGAACGGCCGGAGCAAGAGCACUACAGCGACGAGCAUGAUAGUGUUCAUUUCAGUGGCGGUGCUGUCGGCGAUAGUCUUCGCGGUGGCGUUUCUGUUGUGGAGACGGCGGCAGAGCGACGGCAGAUCGCCGACGACCGUGGAAACCGCGGCGAUAGUGUCCAACGACCGGGCGGCGUGCGGCGACAAGACCGGCGAAAAAUAUUCGCUGCUCUCCCGACGACCGCAGCAGCAACAGCAACAGCGAAUCGUCUACCCGAAUCUGACCGGGUCACACCGGGAUCGGGAUCCCGGCGAGUCCGGAGAAAUAGCGCCCGACAUAAUGAUCCAACAAAACUAUGGCAAACAGUUUUUAGUGUCGAUCGGGAAUCGCGGCAUUCCUGGUCCCGAGAGUUGUGUGUGAACUCCACAUAUUAUGUUCAUAUCAUACUUAUAUAAUAUGAUUAUACCAACUAUACCUUGUUACCUUGUUAACUAUCUGUAUAUACAGACAUACAGUAAUAGCAUAAUAAUAUAUAAUUUUAUUAUUAUUAUCUACGUUGAGUCUAUAGUAUAAUAUUACGCGUAUAUACGCUAUUUAAUAAUAUGUUAUGUCGUAUGUUUACGCUAAACACACAUUAAUCUUUCACCCUGUCCCCAACUCAAGUCCCGGCGUAUUGUACCAUAUUGUUAUAUCGUGGAUCCGAGUUUUUGUGAUAAUCAUCAUUAAUUAAUAAUUAUAAUAGUUAAAUGUUGAAAAAAAACCCACAAUCGUCAUGAGUACCUAUACUAUAAUACAAGGCCGACGAUUUUGCGAUCUUCCUUUUUAAAUUCUGUAAUCAUUUUUCGAGUUUUUUUCAAUAACAAUAAUGUCAGUGUGUUAUUAUUCAAUAAAUCGUAAAGACAUAAAAUCUAGGAAUUAUAUAGAAUCAAUUUUUAUUGCAGUGAAAGUAGAAAUACAAAAAUGAAUAACCAUAGUUAAAACAAAUUGAUUAUAUUAUACCUAUUUAACGUUUCAAGUAAUUUACAACAUUAAUUAAUAAUAACAAUAAUUGUUCAACAAUUAAAAUAAGCUAUAUGCUGUAAAAUAUUCCUGAAAUAAAUAUAAUUACAAUAUUUUCUAUAAUAAAACUAACCAAUUAACGCAUUGAAAUUUCAUACACCAUUGUAUCUAUUCAUAAGUGCAAUUUUAGGAGGUGUUGACCUCCCCCCUUACGCACACACACAUACACACUUAAUAACUCAUGUAGUCCCCCAAAAUCCUUAAACAAAAAAAAAUAUAUAUAAUUUAUUGAGUGCAAAAUGAUGGUGUUUUAAAUAUAAAUUUGUAACGUGGAUUUUUUUUUUAUCAACAUUACUAGAAUCUUACUGCUACCACUUUUGUUAUAAAUCAAACAUAUUGUAGUUACCUUUAUAUUAUUUAUCGUUAAAAAUGUAUAAAAUGAGAUAUCAUACGUUGACAGUUUGAUUUUUGCUAGCACUAUGCCAUUUUUGGUACUCGUUAAUUGUUUGAUAUUGUAAUACGUAUAUUAUUAUGCUGUUGAUGGGUGUGUGGAGUGUGAUGUAAUUUGUAUUAUGUAUGUGGUAUUGUAUGCGAAUACAAAGGUGGAGUAACAACUAAAAAUCUCUCGCCCCUCAAGUUAGAUUCGUUUAGUAAUGGUAUUAUAGCAAUAAAAUACGAAGUAGAAAUCUUGUAUGACUUAAACAAUUAUUAAAAAUAAGCUACAGGGAAAUGUGUGUGUGAUCUCAUCUGGCAUAAAUUUGUUCAAUUCACGAGAAAAUAACUGAAAUUGCAUUCUAUACUUUUCGUAUUAAAAUAACAAUUUAUUAUUAUGGUUACCAAUUUUUCCGCAUGUUCUUUAAACAUUGGAAUUUAGUCAUAUUGUUAUCAUUUUUAUUAUUAUUAUUAUUUUUAAUCAAUAUUGUUAAAACGUAUUAUUUGUUAACGUUAUAGUAAAUAAUUAGCUUUAUUUCAAAUAAAUAUAGGAAUAUUAAAUAAUAUUAUGCAUAAAUAUUGUAUGUGUGUGUGUUGAAAUUUUAAUAUUGAGUGCUCAUCCAUCAGUUAUUUUAUUAAUUUUAUUUAAAUCAUACUUCAAAAAGUGAAAAUUAAUUUUUAUAGAUCAGAUCUAUUCCAUUUUACAUACUUACAUCGACUAUUACCCUUUAUAAUAUGUUUCAAUAAUUCAAUAUAUAGUGUCUAACAAAGUCCAUGUAGUUAAUUAAAAUUAGGUAGUUAACUAAAACAGACAAUUGGUCAAUUUUCAUGCGUUUAAAAUUAAUUAUAAGUAUUUACAAAUAUAAAAAUAUAUGUCAAAAAUAUAAUAUUAUUUUUAGCUAGAAACAUUUUAAAACCAUAAUACUAUAUAAAUGUGUCCCCGACUUUAUACUUAUCAAACCGAUUAUAUUAUGAGUCUAACAUUAAAUACUUUUUAUUAAAUGAAUAUACCUAUCAACUAUAAUAAUAUACAGUCAUGAUAUUAUUACCAACUAUUACUUUAACAUAGGUACAUAGUUAAGACCUUUAAAAUAGGUAUUUAUCUUAAAAAUCUCUUAUAAAAAAUAGCAAAAUUUAGUUGAGUUAAUUUUUUUUUUACUGUAGCCUGUAUAUAUUAUUAAAGUCUAUAAUCAUGAUGAAACACUACUUACACCAUGUUUCAGAAUAACAAUAAUAUACUUUAUGUACAGCUAUAAUAUACCUAUAGGCCAUAAAAUAGGUAUUAUAAAUAUUUUAUAAUCUUGACUUCUUAAUACUUGCAAAAAAUCCUAUUUGUGCGUUAUUCCAAUACACAAGUGCGAAAUAAUUAAUAUACGAUUGCGUUAAAAACAUAAUACUUUGAGUUAUGCCUACAAGUAUAUAGGCUAUAACUACGACUACGAACAGUGACUUAUAUUGUGAAACAUCAUGUUGACUAUUAUUGUAAUUAUUUAUUUAGCCAUACAUUAUAAAUAUUGAUGCGUCAAGUUAAGGUUAUUGUUAUACAAUUAUUAAACUUUAUUACUAUAGAUAACAAAAUUAUUAUGUACACUAAACCUGUAGUUUUAGUAGGAUGUAAAAUGUAUUAAAUCAUAAUAAUUAUUAUUAUUUAUUAAAACAAAAUUAUAAAAAUUUGUUA